ACUCUGUUAUUAGAACGACGAUCGCAUUAUUUUCCUCGUAUUAACCAAAACGAGCCCGCCAGAUUUCUCUGAGACUGUGAUUCAGUUUUGGAACCUAAUUCUCUCAAGAGAUUCAGCUAAGAUGAGUACUAUGAAAUUUUGCCGUGAAUGUAACAACAUUCUGUAUCCUAAGGAGGACAAGGAGCAGAAGAUCCUGCUCUACGCUUGCCGUAAUUGUGAUCACCAGGAAGUAGCUGAUAACAGCUGUGUGUACAGAAACGAGGUUCAUCACUCUGUAAGUGAGCGAACUCAGAUCCUAACUGACGUGGCUUCUGACCCAACUCUUCCCCGAACCAAGGCUGUGCGUUGCGCUAAGUGUCAGCAUAGCGAGGCCGUCUUCUUCCAGGCUACGGCUAGAGGCGAAGAAGGAAUGACACUGUUCUUUGUCUGCUGCAACCCGAAUUGUGGUCAUCGCUGGAGAGAAUAGAGAGCAUUUCGGUCAAUUGUUCAAUCAUCUACCUAUGUUUUGAUGAGUUCUUAAGAGUUUUAGGGCGUUGAUGUAGUUAACCAGUAAGUGUAAUAUGUGGAAUGAUGGGAACAACCUUCUACCCCAGUCAGUGACAAAUCCGUAUGAGGAGCUAUUAGUCAUGUUAUGAAAUCAUAAUCUCAACUUGUGUUUCA
Molecule: messenger RNA, 660 nt
Organism: Arabidopsis lyrata subsp. lyrata
Lineage: Eukaryota; Viridiplantae; Streptophyta; Magnoliopsida; Brassicales; Brassicaceae
Product: DNA-directed RNA polymerases II, IV and V subunit 9A
Exons: 4
Coding region: 122-466 (114 amino acids)
Biological process (GO): transcription-coupled nucleotide-excision repair; transcription initiation at RNA polymerase II promoter; DNA-templated transcription
Cellular component (GO): RNA polymerase II, core complex
Molecular function (GO): nucleic acid binding; zinc ion binding; DNA-directed RNA polymerase activity
Source: RefSeq, a predicted model, not a curated record